GUAUGCAGCCCGCUGAGAAGCAGGAGGCAUUCAUCAUGGGCUACCACGUAUCAAAGGCUAUCUCAAGGCUGGAUGCUCUCCUCCUGGUACUGAAGACUUGUCAAGGGGCUAGCUGCAUCAAGCCAUGGGAUAUCUUACACCCCAGCGGUUCAGUGGAAACCUUGCGUGAUGCGAUGGCUGAGGAGUAUGAUCAAUUCUACCACGAACAUAACAAGGUCUCUUAUGACCGGUGUGAGUAUUAUGAUGUACUUGACGAGGAAGGUCCCCGAGAGGUGCUCGCGUACCGCAAUGGGAUAUAGCUUAG
Aspergillus alliaceus is the source of this 304-nucleotide messenger RNA. RefSeq lists its product as uncharacterized. The annotation marks the transcript as partial. The transcript has a single exon. The record is from RefSeq and is a predicted model, not a curated record. NCBI's taxonomy places the organism in Eukaryota, Fungi, Ascomycota, Eurotiomycetes, Eurotiales, Aspergillaceae.